Molecule: messenger RNA, 923 nt
Organism: Exaiptasia diaphana
Lineage: Eukaryota; Metazoa; Cnidaria; Anthozoa; Actiniaria; Aiptasiidae
Exons: 5
Coding region: 1-741 (246 amino acids)
Source: RefSeq, a predicted model, not a curated record
AUGGCUAUGAAAAGAAAAUGCAGUGCUUUUUUCCUCUCAGCGUCAAGUGAUCAACCAACUUUCUUCGUGAGAAUCAGCUUCAAUUUUGCGUGGAGGCAUUUCUGCUACAUGUCGGAACUCUUCAAACACAGUCUCUCGGAUUUGCUGAUAGAACAAAGAAACRAUCUAGUGUACCUGGUACCGAGUUCUCGAAUUAAAUACGUUAACAAGAACAAGGAGUGUGUGCAAGGUAACGACAACAUCAAGAAAGCUGCUGUUGACUUCUACAUUGGUGUUCAUUCCAACGAGAAGAAAGUUGAUCGGAAGAUGACAGAGCGGGCGUUCGACAUAUUGUAUCAUUUCUGGGAGGCUAAGAGGAUGGUGCURCUUGGACCUAUGUUUGUGCAAAAGGUCGAAAAGGUUGAGCUACUCGGCAAAGAAGCACACAAAACAACAAAAGGGUUGAAUGAGACUGAGCGUAUCGGGAUUGGAGUGGGGAUUGGCCUUGUUUUGACCUUUGUAGUCGUUAUCUGCUAUUUGAUGAUGUAUUUCAAAGGCAAAUUGUCGCGAUUCAAGAGUAAAUCCAAUGAGUGCGCAGCACGACGGGAUUUCGUCUCCAGAGGAGACUCCUUUAUCAGCAAAACUACCACUACACUGAAYGAUCUUGAUUUUGAUGGACAAGAGCAAAUGCCUGAAGUUGAACUGAACAGGCCAGAGACGCCUGAGGCCUGUAUGGAAAAAACGAGUGUCAUCACAUUCUAAUUUUACUAAUCACACUGCUAAUACAUGCAAGGUCGUAAGUCUAUAUGACAUUCAUUGCUAUCAUAGGUAUCACAGGCAGCCCAAUCUAUGCAAUAUAGUGUAGGUUCCUUUGAGAAGAGGACACUGGAAGCAACAGACAUAAAACGCUCGAUAUUGAAGCAAAUGACCUGAAACUCCACAGA